Molecule: messenger RNA, 1438 nt
Organism: Mytilus trossulus (common blue mussel)
Lineage: Eukaryota; Metazoa; Mollusca; Bivalvia; Mytilida; Mytilidae
Product: alpha-2 adrenergic receptor-like
Exons: 1
Coding region: 111-1373 (420 amino acids)
Biological process (GO): G protein-coupled receptor signaling pathway
Cellular component (GO): membrane
Molecular function (GO): G protein-coupled receptor activity
Source: RefSeq, a predicted model, not a curated record
UCUUACAACUCCAUAUUCAAAAUAAGUGUUUGAGUAGUAAACAUCUAGUACGAUGUCUAAAGAUCAUGAAAAAAAUAGCAAUUAUUUAGAUUGACUGAGUAAAGUAGGCAAUGGAAUUUGAUAACACGACAUUACGUCUUGAAGACCUAAACCAUGCUCAAGCGUUACGAAACAUUCCGAUAGUCGUGUAUCUUGGAUUAGUUGGAAUCACGGGAUGUAUUGGAAAUUCUUUAGUGUUUUACAUAUAUGCAUCAAUUUAUACAAAAUUAAAUUCAAGAACUUUCUUACUUUUUCUUGCUGCAAUAGAUUGGAGCACUUGUGUCAUAGAUAUUCCAUUGGAAAUAGUUAUUGUACUUAACGAAUACAAUUUCCAAGAUACGUUGCUUUGUAAAUUUUCCAGAACAGGAAACGCAUUAACAACCCUUUAUGCUGGUGGAGUGUUGCUUGCAAUUGCAGUUGACAGAUAUUUGAAAAUAUGUCGCCCAGUGGGAUUUCAAAUUUCAAACAGGACGGCCAAAUUUCUCUGUAUUGCGUUGUUUUUUGUGACACUCCUUCUCAUAUGGCCUGAAUUCGUUAUGAAUGGCUUGAAAACUGUUGUGAUCAAAGGUGAAGGAUUAAAUGGGACGGACUGUUCGGUCAAGGAUGAUUAUCAAAAUUCAGCAUAUCCGACGGUCUUCAAGUUUAUCAUUUUUAUUCUAUUCACUGCAUCGUUGUCAAUAAUGAUUGUCAUGUAUUGUCUUAUUGGGAGAAAAGUUAGAUUCUUUGCCUACAAAAAGGAAAGGCGUGGCAGCCUGUCUAAGACUUAUACGUUGGAUAGCACCGAAAACUUAGACGAUGCUUCUAAUUUAAAGGGGUUACAGCGUACUGAGAACUAUAACGCCGCUGCCAUGAACGAGUAUGUUCAUGUGUCAAUGAGUUACACUAAAGAUAACGUGGACACGACUUACAACAGCAAUGACAGUAUAGAUGAUUUAAAAUCUAUGGAUUCACAAACAUCUGAGAUCGCGACAAUUGAGAGAAAGAAACCUUUUAAAAUCCAACUAUCUACUACCCAACUGGAUCAGAUAAAACGUAGAAGAACUUUAGCACGAAAUACAACAUAUCUUAUGUUUAUUGUAACGUCUUCAUUUAUCAUUGCAGGUCUGCCUUAUUUGAUUCUCAUAAUUCUGAGCAAUAUCAUCGACAACUUUGUGUUGAAUAUGAAUCCAAGUGGUAGGGUCGUAUAUAGUUUCUUCUUGCGAUCGUAUUUCCUUGGUGCUGCCGUAAACCCUAUAAUUUAUAGUAUAUUUGAUAGGAGAUUCAGACACGCAUGUAGAGGAUUAGCGAGAAAAUUGAAAUUAAAGGUCUGCCGAACAGAUAAGCUGGAUAUCUAGUAAGCAUAUUUCAUCAAACAUUUGACGCUUAUAUUUAUUUGUUUCUUUGUAAGGUGAUAUUUAUG